AUGAAAUAGUAUUAUUUUCUGGUCAGUACCCACAAAAAGGAGACUUUUUUUUUUCUUCAAACAUCAGCUGAGAUCUGUGAUAAGACAGUAACUCCGAUAAUAUUAUAGACUAAAAAAAGACUCCAUUUUUACAUCAAAGAUCUUUCUUUAGUGCUUUUUUCAUCUGUUUUAUCCAUUGUAGAAGUUCUUUUUAACUCUAGCUUCUAUUAAUUAAUUUUUUUCUGUCAAUUCUGGAAAGUUUACAUUUUUAUGGUAGUUUUAGCUAUGGAUAGCAGUAGCUGGUGGAGUAGUUAUGAAAGCGUAGUGAAGACUUUUUACCCUUUGUUUUUGGGUCAAGUAGUGUCUUUUGUUAUGGCCCUUAUGAGUUUCACUUCUUCUCUAGUGGCAAAUCUUGGUGCAAAUACUCCACUUUCCCUGUCAUUCUUAUCUUACACAGCUAUAGCUUUGGUGUAUGGAGGCAUCAUGAUUUACCGGAGGCAGAAAUUACAGGUUCCUUGGUAUUGGUAUGCCCUUUUAGGUUUAGCUGAUGUCCAGGGAAAUUUUCUUGUAAAUAAAGCAUAUCAGUAUUCAUCGAUCACCAGUGUCACCAUACUGGAUUGCUGGACAAUAGCUUGGGUGAUAAUUUUGACGUGGCUAUUUUUGGGCACACGAUAUUCUUCAUGGCAAUUCUUUGGUGCAGCAGUAUGUUUAGGUGGUCUUGGACUUGUGCUUUUAUCAGAUGCUAAGGCGGGUGGUGGAAGCGGUGGUUCCAAGCCUCUUCUUGGUGAUAUAUUUGUCAUAAUAGGGACAUUUUUCUUCUCAAUGAGCAAUGUUGGUGAGGAGUUUUGUGUGAAAAAGAAAGAUCGUAUCGAAGUGGUUUCCAUGAUUGGUCUUUUCGGCUUGCUUGUUACUAUAAUUGAGAUACCAAUCUUGGAAAGGAAGAGUUUGGAAUCAGUCGAGUGGUCUCCUGAGCUUAUUUUAGCUUUCUGUGGCUAUGCAGUGGCAAGCUUUAUGUUCUACACCUUUGUUCCCUUUCUUCUCAAAAUGAGCGGAUCAACGUUGUUUAAUCUAUCUCUUCUCACAUCUGAUGUGUGGGCAGUUGUAAUUAGAACCUUUUUCUACAAGCAAAAGGUUGAAUGGCUGUACUUUGUAGCCUUUGCACUUGUGGUUACUGGGUUGAUCAUAUACUCGAAAAUGGAGAAAGAGCCUGUUAGUGCAUCUGCUAUUGAAGAAGCAAAUGCUGAUGAUCAAAGAUACAAACUUCUUAAUGAAGAUGAAGAGCAGGCUGAUCAUAGACAUGAUGUUACUGCUUCAUGAGUAGUUGUAUAAAUCAAGAUUCAGUUGUAUUACAUGUAUCAACACAUUAUUUAACCAUACAAGAGAAACUCUGGAAUUAUAGAACUUCUAUACAAUUGGAGCUUCUUUUU
Molecule: messenger RNA, 1406 nt
Organism: Lycium barbarum (goji berry)
Lineage: Eukaryota; Viridiplantae; Streptophyta; Magnoliopsida; Solanales; Solanaceae
Exons: 11
Coding region: 250-1296 (348 amino acids)
Biological process (GO): transmembrane transport
Cellular component (GO): membrane
Molecular function (GO): transmembrane transporter activity
Source: RefSeq, a predicted model, not a curated record